Aspergillus caelatus is the source of this 1257-nucleotide messenger RNA. RefSeq lists its product as uncharacterized. The transcript is spliced from 2 exons. NCBI's taxonomy places the organism in Eukaryota, Fungi, Ascomycota, Eurotiomycetes, Eurotiales, Aspergillaceae. The coding region runs from base 1 to 1257 and encodes 418 amino acids. The record is from RefSeq and is a predicted model, not a curated record.
AUGGCUGCAGUAGUGGACCGGUGCAGUCGCCCCCAGGUUGCAGUCACGCUCGACGAUCAGAAGGAUGGGGUUGUCAAUAGCUACACAACGGGUGAUGAGAUAAAUGGCAAUGUGACGGUCUCUGUGAACGAGGAUGUGACCAUUGAUGCCUUUCAGAUCACCUUCGAAGGCAUCAGUGAGACCACUGUCGAACCACCGGGGACUAUUAUCAAUCGAACAGCGGCCACUCGCUACUUUCUUAGGCUGCGCCAGCCCGUUGACUUUGGAGAGCUUCCUCAUUGUCGAACCCUUCGCCGCGGCAUUCUGUAUACCUUCCCGUUCAACUUUGUUUUGCCUGACCGGCUAUUGCCCCAAGCGUGCGACCACGAAACAUCCAACUGGGUUCUGAAAGAUGCUCAUGCCCGCUUACCACCUACCCUCGGUGACCCGGUGUAUUUACACAGUCAGCGAACCGCGCCUGAUGAUUUCGCGCCCACUGCAUGUCGGGUGAGCUACAUCGUCAAGGUCUGGAUAACGAAGAACCCGUCUGAUGGCGACAGUCAAUUCUCAUCUAAUGUACUGGCUGCUGUCGGCAAGAAAGUACACGUUAUCCCUACCGUGGAUGAAGAGCCCCCACUGAGUGUCCAAGAGGACUCCGCGGAAUAUCGCCCAUGGGCAGAGACUCUAAUUCGUAAAGGCUUGUUCAGGACCGCGACCGGACAGUUGAAGUUGUCCGCAGAUCAGCCUCGGCCGCUAGUGGUGCAGCUUCGCGGGUGUGAGCCCUCCGUGACAUCGAGCAUUCUUGCGAAGCUGAACCUUCGAUUCGAUCCUGUCGAGGAUGAACAACCACCCCAGUUGGAUACGGUAUGCAGCCAACUAAAAGUGAUGACCUUUCUGAGCGUGCUACCUUUCACCGACUUUCCCACAAAUGCCCCGAAUGAAUGGAACCAGAUGAAUCGACGGACCUUUCAGCAGGUGAUUCCCUUACUCAAUAUUCAGGUCGGCUCCGUUGUUUGGCAGAAGGAAAUCGAAACACAUAGUGCCCAGGAUGGCAUUUUCUGUCAACACGGAGCUCAGCAAAAGACGUACUAUACGGCAUCUAUCUCGAUUCCUACCAGUCUUCCCCAGGGCAAAUCCUUCAUACCGACCUUCCACUCCUGCUAUAUAUCCCGAAUAUACAUCUUGAAGCUGAAAGUCUCCUAUCUUACCUUGAGCCGCUUGACCGGAACAAACUCGAUCAAGCUGCCUAUCCAGAUUACUGCAGGAAGACAGGCUUGA